Molecule: messenger RNA, 1575 nt
Organism: Theileria orientalis strain Shintoku
Lineage: Eukaryota; Apicomplexa; Aconoidasida; Piroplasmida; Theileriidae
Exons: 9
Coding region: 1-1575 (524 amino acids)
Molecular function (GO): protein-folding chaperone binding; ATPase activator activity
Source: RefSeq, a predicted model, not a curated record
AUGUCAGAUACCGAGUAUCAUACCCCCGAAGAAGAUAUGGUUGAUGAUUUGGAUGACUCGGUAACCGUCGAAGAAUGUAUAUCCAAAGCAAACACAUAUAAGGCAUCAGGAAAUGAAUUAUAUAAACAAUCCAAAUUUAAAGAUUCGUCUGAAUGUUAUGAGAAUGGAAUCACGUGGAUUAAAAAGAUUGAGAAUUUGGAACCUUCCCACAAACAACUAUUGAGUAUACUGUACAGUAAUCUAUGUGCUACGUGUAUUGAAACCUGUGAUUACACAAAGGCAAAAGAAAACGCAGAUAACGCAAUAUUAAACAACAAGGACAACGUGAAGGCCUACUAUCGCCGAGCGCAAGCUCUAUUUAACACAGGGUCCUUCGAACAGGCGCUGAAAGAUUGCGACCACCUACUGAAGUUGGAUAAAAAUGACCCUAACGUAAACAAUCUAGUUAGGAAAAUAAACCAGAAGAUGAAGGCCUCAGAAAAGGAACAGAAGAAGGCGUUCGGUGGCCUAUUUUCAAAAGUGGGAGGGUUGUACGACGACCGCCAAAUUGAAAUGCAAAAUAAAAAACAGAAAAAGUACGAAGACUACCUGAAGGGACAAAGAGAAAAGGGAGAAGAUGAAAUGGACUUUGAAGCAUGGGAGAAGUUUGAACAGGACGAAGAAGCGAAGAAGGAAGUGGAAAGAACAAAUAAAGUAAAGGAAGAAGACGUUAAAAAAAGUAAAACACAGGAAGAUGAAACGCCGGAAUUUGAUGAAGAGGAUCAGAAAAUAAUAAAUGAAACGAAAAAGAUGGGAUACUGUUACUUUGGAAAGAAGAAGGAAGACACGACAGAAGAGGCAACACCAACAAACAGAAACAAUAGUACAGUGUUGCCAGUUAGGCAAACAGUAUCGCCGGAAUCGAAAGUUAGUCCAGGAAGCGUCGAAAAGAGCAAUAUCAUCGUGGAAUGCACAGGGCACAACUUACGAGGAGAAAGGUUCGUUGAAAAGAAGAUAUGGAAAAACGCAAGUUCAGAUAUGACACAAUGGUGUAAGAGGAAACUGGAAGAAGUGCUGAUGAAAGCAUCGUACGCAAAUGAACCGAACCCAAAUGACUCGAGCAAAAACAUACUGGAAAUGUUCAACGAUAUAAAUCUGGAUAACUUGGACAACGGAGGCCUCUCGAAGUUGCAGAAACUGGCAGGAAUGGUCCAUAAGAGCAGCAUUGAGCCCAAAUCAGUGGAAGCACUGGAGGGAGAUGCACAAAUAGCAUUCAUAAGAGGAACAAGAAGAUACCUGUUCGAUUUCAGCUGCAACAUAAACCUGGAAAUAAAAAUUGAUACGAACGUAGGAACCACAAAGUCAGAAGGUGAAAAGGAUGAAGCACAAGUGUCAACAUAUAAAGGAGAGUUGGAGCUGAAGGAAAUAUCAAGUGAAAUGGAAUCAGGAAAGAGCUGGAAGGACUACAUGAAAGUAAAAUAUAAGUCGAAGAUUAAGUCAGAACACGAAGAGCUAGCGAAGGAUAUGAUGGAAAUAUUUAAGCAAAGCGUGUCAGAAAAAAUAGAAGAAUUUCUGUCAGAAUAUAAAAAACAGUAA